Molecule: messenger RNA, 1452 nt
Organism: Thelazia callipaeda (thelaziosis nematode)
Lineage: Eukaryota; Metazoa; Nematoda; Chromadorea; Rhabditida; Thelaziidae
Source: the annotation of a GenBank genome assembly
AUGCGUUUGUUGCAGUUCCGGAUACCAAAUGGAUAUGUGACAUUUCGGCGGACAACGGUAGUAGUCGGUUUUGGUUUGGGUGUUGGAGUUGCAGUGGUUAGCUACUUUAUCGUGAAAAGAUUAUGGAAAAAUCGGCAAAGAAAAGAAUCUGAAGAAUAUGACGAUGCUUUCGAAAAAGUACCGUGUGGGCUUGAAUUUCCUCGAAACGAAAAUUUUGCGAUGACACGAGAUAACAGGUCACAUUAUACACCUUCAGUCUCAUCAUAUCGAAGCUCCUUAAGAAAUGCACCAGCUAGUGAAUCAGACUUAAUAUUCAGUUUACAGUUGGUCCAAGAAGUGAUACAACGAAUGGAAAAAGCUGUUAGUAGUUUAGAUAUGGUAAAAAAUCGUUCAGAUAAGGAUUUAAAGCGAUUUGACUUGCUUUCUUCAGUAUUAGAUAGAUUACGUGUUCUUGAGACAGAUGUUCUGAGGAUAGUGCGAGAAGGUGGCUAUAAAAAAGAAAUUUCAACUAACGAGGAUACGUUUUGGAGCACAAGUGGAUCACAGCAUACUGCCACUUUAUCUGUUCUCUCCGACGACUCGUUUUUAUCAGCUCUCGAAGAGUUUCCUGUAAACAUUGAUGAUACUGACGUCCUGAUGCGUGAACCUUUGAGUUUGAGUAAAGAUUCAUUACAUUUUUAUCAAGAAGGUCUAAAUGCUGCUAAAACUGGGGAUGUCAGUUGUAGGAAAAUUAGAGUUGAAUUUUGUUGCUGUGAAGACGAAAUUGAUUUUAAAGCCAAAGUUUGGUGCAUAAGGCAGGCAUUUAAUAUAAUAUUAUCAAAUGAACACAAUCGAGUUUGGUUGGCGCAAGCAGGGCGUCAGUUGAUUGCUGAUCUAUUACGACAUACUCCGAAAGAUCCCAGUAGUUUUUAUUUAGCUUAUGAUGCCAUGAUCGCAUACUUAAGUGAAAAUCACCAUUCGGAAACCAUUGAUAUGGAGCUAAAGCAGAGAGGUGUGCGUGAAGUAGGAUUUUGGGACGUUGUCCUAGACUACAUUUUAAUUGAUGCUUUUGAGGAUUUAUCGCGAGCUCCGGGCGCUAUUUUAGCUGUCACAAAGAACAUGUUUUUAAGUCAGUCGAUGAAAGAAUCUGCAGUGGUAACCAUGAUUUGGUCGGUGCUGGAAGGAAAACGUGCAAGACUUACGGUAUCUGAUGGAUUUAUCUCGCACUUUUACGAUAUUUCGGAAGCAGCUUCUCCUACUAUUGUUCUAGGUUUUUUGGGAACUGAUGAGCACUUACGUGAUUUGUGCCAUUAUUUCAAAGAACAAAUAUGCUCCUUCAUAGUUGAUAUAUUUAAUUUGAGAAAGGUGCGUUAUACUUGUUUGAAAGAUCUGGCUGAGGAUAUUCGACUUAUUCUAGAAACACGCCUUGAAAUGAUUCAAACGAGAUUAAGCACCGAAUUAAUACCUCCAUGA